Molecule: messenger RNA, 2430 nt
Organism: Lodderomyces margitis
Lineage: Eukaryota; Fungi; Ascomycota; Pichiomycetes; Serinales; Debaryomycetaceae
Exons: 1
Coding region: 1-2430 (809 amino acids)
Biological process (GO): telomere maintenance via telomerase; protein stabilization
Cellular component (GO): cytosol
Molecular function (GO): Hsp90 protein binding; telomeric repeat DNA binding
Source: RefSeq, a predicted model, not a curated record
AUGAAUAACGACAUAGACCUCUUAAAAAACUAUCCCAGUAUAUUACAAUUGGAUGAAAUAUUGGACAAAUAUGACUAUCCUCCCUUCUCAGUGGUCAGUGCCUUGUUAAAUUUCACAGUGCCACAGAUCUACCUGUCUUUACCGAAAACCACAGAGACGAAAUUAAUAUGCAAGUUUCAAACAUUGAUAGGGUUUGGCAAUCUACUUGGGCGAGUAUCAUCAUUGUUGGCAGAACCAAACAACGACAACGAAUUGAAGCUAUACUUUAAUCUUUUACAAUCGGUGGUGGAUGAGCAACUUGUUCCUGCAAUGGCGUUAAACCGAAAAUCACCCGAGUUGAGAGAAGUUGACAAACUUGUAUUCAAAGGGAAGUUACUAGCGGUAGUGAACGAAGUCAGUAGUUCGAAAGGCUGGGAUGUGGAGAAUAAGGCUCUAAAGACAUCCAAGUCCUACGGAACCUAUUUGUCAAAGUCGGUGCUUCACCUAUAUCGACAAAACCAACAGCCAGAUAUUUUUGUGCAUUCAAUUCUCAGCACUGAAUCAUUUUCAGAGUUUUUCAAAAUAUUCUUUGCGUAUGAUAAUUGGGGCUACUUUCGACACACUCUCGAACGAUUAAAGAGCUUCCAGAGAAAAGGUUACAUCAAACGACUUAUGAUAACAUAUGUCGUGAACAUCGUCAAUGAUGCCAACAUUGUGCCCCUUCACAAUAUUCUUCAAUUCACGUGUGAGUGCAUUGACGAAAAUCUUAUCGAAAGCGUCGUAUUGAGAUCGAACAAGUCGCUAAUUCAAUUGGUGGCUUCAAUUAUAUCAUCUAGUAAGGAUCGUGGAAGGGAAGUCAUCAAAAGUCAAUUACAAAGAUGGUCAGAUCCAACAUACAUAAAAAAUGAACCUAUAACUAUCCAAGAAUCGAGAACCUUUUUCAUUCUUCAGUUGAUUGCCCGAGUAGAUGAUGGUGAGUUUCUAAAGGGGUUGACAAGGAACAAAAUCUGCCUUGAAGGUAUCAGUAAUCGUCUCCAGUCGUUUUCAAAUAAUGUGCGGUCACUAGGAGUUAUCCUCGCUGAUAGAAUUUUUGAGCUUAGCGGAGAACAACAGAUUUUUAAAUCAGCAAACAUUGGCCAUGAAUUUGAUGAAUUGUUGGCGCCGAUGGUCCCGCUUGUAAAUAUGAGUGAUGCCGAUUCUUGGGAGUCCCUAGAACAGGAUAAGAAUCAACUACCAGCAACGAAACCAGUCAUUAAAACCCCCGUUAUUCCAACAGACACCUCAGUCAAUGAGAUAUCCGAGGAUGAGGAUGAAGAAGACGCUUCUCUACAGCCAAAGGUCAAGAUUCCAGAUCCCAUAUACGUCAAAGAUCUAAUAUCUUAUAUUACAGUAGAUACAAAGAACCCCCAAGCUUAUGAGAUGCGCCGAGUUGCCUUGAUAAAAGGCCCGACUCUUUUGCAUCGAAAGUUUCGUCAUGGCAAUGAAGUUGAAUUCUAUUCGCAAGACUUAUUAACAAACCUCGUUGCUUUGGAAAAUUUUUACAAUGAUCCCGAUUUUGAUGAUUUGAAAUUAGUCAAUAUGGUUAGCGUUAUUACGACGAAUCCAAAUGUGACAUUUUACAUGUUUGACUUGUUAUUAACGGGUGACUACUCACUCCAACAGCGAAUGUUUAUCUUAUCCGCCACAUCGUUGGCUGCACGUGAGCUACGCGGGAUCAAGGAUGACGUAGUUGUCAAAUCCUUCACUAAAGAGUCGUUCCCCACAAAGCAACUACCUUCAAGUUUGCACAACAAGUAUAUGGGGCAAGGUGGGACAAAAUACUUGGAUCAAAUUGGAAACGAGCUUCAGGAUUCGCUUAUGCAUCAAGCUUCAAGCGAUGCCCAGGAUCAAGUCAUAGGAAAAGGUAAAUUGGUACGCAUAUCACGAUCGCUUACUCGACCUAAAGAUGCUCAAACUAGUGAGAAGCCAAUAAUUCCCAAUUUUUACAAAAUUAUCGGAGCAAACUUUUACUUUCCUAUGCUUAAUGUCUGGUAUGAAUCGGGGUCGAUUGAUAUUGGUCACUACUCGCCAGUUUUCAUUGCUCAUUACAUCAAGACGUUAAGCUUGUUACUCCACGUGGCGUAUCCAUCGUCAACCCAGCUCAAGGAGAUGAUAAAGGAAUUUUUGUUGUUAUCGUGUACGGUGAUACGUAAAGUGACUCUGGAGGAAGUUCAGGUUAUCGAGUCGAUCCUCACAGGUAUUUUACUUAUAUUGGAACUCAUUGAUGCUGAGUUCUUAGUUCUUAACUUCAACGAUGAGGUGAUGUUGGUGUACAAUUGGCUAACUGUGACAUGGGAAGGAAUUAUAGAUAAUAGAAUCAAGAGCCUCGCUGCAGGUUUGUUGUUGAAGUUGCAAGAAGUGUCAAAGAAAUUCGAGAGGACGUUGAUUGACCAGAAUUAUGGUCUCUAUUGA